Morchella importuna is the source of this 990-nucleotide messenger RNA. RefSeq lists its product as uncharacterized. The record is from RefSeq and is a predicted model, not a curated record. The transcript has 2 exons. Gene Ontology annotation, biological process: mitotic spindle assembly checkpoint signaling; meiotic sister chromatid cohesion, centromeric. The coding region runs from base 1 to 990 and encodes 329 amino acids. Gene Ontology annotation, molecular function: protein kinase activity. Lineage: Eukaryota; Fungi; Ascomycota; Pezizomycetes; Pezizales; Morchellaceae.
AUGCCUGGUGACUCCCCACCUCCAACUUCUUUUGAUGAUAUCGAACUCCACAAGGAAAACAUACAGCCUCUCGCUUCGGGACGGUCUGCUAGGGCGCUCGCACAAGUCCUUUCGGCACGUGCUAGCCCUGUUGUUCUCCGUGGAGAGAAUGCUGUGAAACAGGCUGAAUUCGAGCAAGAAUUAAAGACAGCCUCUGAACUGGAUGACCCACUGGAGGUUUGGGUUCGCUACGUCAACUGGACUGUCGAGACAUUUCCUUCCGGUAGUUCUCAUGAAUCCAACCUUGUGCAUCUGCUCGAGCGAGUAACCCGGGAGUUUCUCCACGAGGAUCAGUACAAGAAUGACCCUCGUUACCUCAAACUUUGGAUCCAAUACAUCCAAAACUUUUCCGACACCCCGAGAGAAGCGUUUGCGUACCUUGCUAGGCACGAUGUCGGGCAAAAACUUGCCCUGUUCUACGAGGAAUUCGCUACGCUGUUAGAGAGCAUUGGUAGGAGACACCAGGCUGCUGAGGUUUACCACACGGGGAUCCAACAAAACGCUAGGCCUGUAGAUAGGCUCCUCAGGAAGAACGAUGAGUUCAGACAAAGAUUAGAAACCAACCCAAUUACAGAUGAUGAACCUCACUCGCCUGCACUUGUUGCCACAAGGCCGGCAUUGGCAGUAAAAGCUUUUGGUGGUGGGCUCGGAGGCGGACUAGGAGCACCAGCAGAGCCCCAGCAGCAGCAGCAGCAGCCAGAUCCAGCUCCUGCUAAGAAACCCGCAAAAAUGAAAAUGGCUAUCUACUCCGACGCGGAUGCUGAGCCUUCUUCAAGAGCUGGAACUAAAAAGGUGACCGGCGGUUGGGAUGAGAUUGGCACCAGGGAUCACAGGAAAAAAGAAAAUACCGUGGAGUCACGCCCCUUUGCCGGACAGACCAUGAAGCAGGAAGGUGGAAAGAAGCCGUCGUCACAAGGUGGCAAGCUGGCGGUCUUUAGAGACACUAACUAA